AUGACGAACACCAUGAUCUGUCCCUUCUGCGGAAUCGCCGGCGGCGGUGAAUAUGAGAUGCUGACGCAUAUGGAAUCUUUUCAUCCAGAAGAAGACCAGGCCUCAUCAUCACAGGCAGCUCAGGAGCAGUAUGCUGAGUGCCCCAUCGAAGGAUGCGGCGAAGUGCUCUCUAUAGCUGAGAUGGACUACCACGUUGACCUCCACGUCGAAGAACAGCGGCAAGGGGUCGGCGAUCCGUCUGAGAACCAGACGGCCGACGGUACCGCGAGCUCCAGAAUGACCACCGAAGUCGGGGCCGUGAGCAGCAGCAGUCAUGCUGGUAGCGGAUCUGCAGGUGACACGCAGAGGGCUGUCAUCCAGCAAUGGGGCCAGCUCUUGUCAAUGCCCCAGCCCAAAGAAAAAGUCGCGACAGGGGACAAGCGUUUGGGAGUAUGUCCGCUUAGAGGACGUGUCGGUGUCCUCACAUAUGCUGACAGGUACCAGAAAGCCGAGCUGGGCAAAUACGCGCAUGAACAAACCAUGCCUGACUGGCUGGUUUCGCUACUUCAUAAAGGCGGGGAGGUAACAAGCGACGGUUCGUACAUCUUUCAGGCCGUGAUGGACCGCAGACUAAGUUUCAGGGGUGAUCAACGUUCUCGAACAGCUUCUUCGGCAGAGCAGGUCUACAGAAUAUGCAUGAUGGUUUCUUACAUCAACGGUGCGAACGCCUACGGCAGAGAUCAGUUCAGGGGACGUUUGCCCACCAUAUUCGAGAUACAAGAGUACAUCGAAAAUGCGUGGGAUAUGGGCAUUAACGCCCAAGGCCGCGUUGAAACGGGGGGUAUCAAGGGCACUCGUAAAUAUAUUGGAACGCCGGAGGUGAGACUUUCCUUUUCGAGGAAUGCAUACAUCGACUAA
This is a messenger RNA of Colletotrichum chrysophilum, 897 nucleotides long. RefSeq lists its product as uncharacterized. The record is from RefSeq and is a predicted model, not a curated record. Lineage: Eukaryota; Fungi; Ascomycota; Sordariomycetes; Glomerellales; Glomerellaceae. Bases 1 to 897 code for a protein of 298 amino acids. The transcript has 3 exons.